AUGAACAAGGAAAAACUGCUAACAAGUGAGGUAAUCUUAAAUCACAGCCUGGAAAUCAUCUGCCUUGUGACUGGAGAGGUGAGGAGGGCCAUCUUAACUCUUGUUUCUUCCUGUACAUCUCACCGUUUAUAGCAAACAAUGCAUUUUUAAGGAACCAUAUAAGCAUAUGUGAGAGCAGUACUACUCCAACGCGACAUUGAGUAAGGAAUAAGAACUAGACCUGUGCAAAAAUGUGUUUCGUCCACAUACAAAAUGAUUUGUCUUAAUCGAAUCUAUUUAGACAACCAUGAACAAAUUCAUCCAUCUGGGAAAUAAAUCAAUUUUAUUGGGUGUUGAUAAUAAUUUUUUAAAUUCAGACAAAUCAAAUUUGUUUAUUGAUGAAACUAAUCUUUGCACAUGUUUAAUAAGAAAUACAAACUUGAGGAUCAUAUUUUAGUGUUGUCUAAACACAAGUGAAACGCUUGGUGUUUAUGUUCUUGAUUCCAAGGCAAGUGUAUGUAAAGUGAAACUUAUCAUUUUGUCCUCCUGAUACACAGGAUUGUAUAGUUGUAAAGAAACAUGUGGAUAUUGACACAUGCAGCAGCAGUGCCCUUGUACCAGGAGAUUUAUGUGCAACACAGACCACCUUGUAUGAACCACAACCUAAUUCUGUUAUGAAAGAGACUGUUAAUGAUACUGCCCUAGAAUUUGCAAAGAUGCUGGAGCAAGCUCAAAAGAUACUCCAAGUCCUCAAUGAAGAGGUGAGAAUUUUUGAAACCUGAUUAUACCAGUUUUAAGAGACUGCAUAUUUCACAACAGGGAAACAAUUACAGAAAUUUUAGUUUGAUCCCAUUAUCCAGUAUGAUAAAUUAAUUCACCUAAAUCACAAUGGAAUAUUAGCACCUGUCAUGCCAAGAUGUGUGGGUUAUGUAAAUAAAGGGUUACACCAAGCACCAUGACCACUUCAAAUUCUAACUUGGUUAUGGUGCUUGGAAUCUGUAUGUGCAGCUUUUCACUAUAAAACACUGCACAUACAGAUAUAUAUUCCUUUGCUGUGGUAGGUAUAACACCACAUCGUGCAGUGUCAUUAGCCAGCCUGAAGAGUUGCAGGCUGACUAAUGUCGAUUUUGUCCACACGCACUGCAUAUUGGAGACAGGUGACCAAUGGCUCCCUUACCCCAGCCCUUCCUACCUAAAAUCCCUCCACCUCCAGCGGGCUGCUGGAAUUCAGCAUUGGAGUGGAGGUUAGUUUUAUUUUUUUUAUUUUUUUGUUUUUUAUUACAUUUUAUUUUAUUACAUUACUACAGGAUAGUAAGUGUUACGCUGACCAAAAAAUGUGUUUAACAAUAAUGUUUGCUUGAUGGUUAGCAAUAUGUCUAAGAUCUGCAUUUUCUGUUCAUGUCAAUAACCAUGUAUAUUUCAUGGAUUGCAGCAGGUAUACAUUUAAAUAUCUGUUGAGUUUUAUAUUUUCUAUUAUAUGUACAUAAUCUUAAUUUUAUUUCCUUACAGUACAGUACCUAUAUACCUAUAAAAAUGUUGGCAAGAUUAACCCCUUAAGGACACGUGACAUGUCAUGAUUCCCUUUUAUUACAGAAGUUUGGUCCUUAAGGGGUUAAGUAAAUUUCCUUUAUGGGUAACUAUUAAUUGUCAAUUUUUUUUAUUUUAUUUUUUAACUCUUUCAUUAAUAGUUUCCUUGCUUUUCUGGUGCUGACCCAGACAGCGGUGAGUAAAUAACAGAUUUUCUAAAAAUAUUUCAUAUGAAAGUAGUAGUCUUGUCAUUGUCUUUCUAUGUUAUUAGUUAUAAACAUUAUAUGAUUAGUUUAAAGAAAAAAAAAGUAUAUUAAAGGAACACUCAAAGCUUCAUAACCACUACAGUCUGUUGUAGUGAUUAUAGCGCAUCUGUCAAACAAUUUUAAAAUGGUACUAAUAUGACAAGGAGCCAUGCUAUCCCUGUACUCUAGGACAUUGUGAGACUGUCAAUUGGAGAUUUUGGGAGCCUUGAUUGAUUUUCUUGCACUUGUGCAAGCAGCUGCCACACUGAGAGAAGAUGUCAUUGCCACCAGCUAUCAAUCACAAUUUGCACAGGGUAUUAGAAGUCAGGCCUAUAUAGCAUAAUUUUUGUUUUUUGAGGUACCCUCUUCCCCCCUGCAACCAAAUGUACACACAUCACCUAACCAGUGUCAUUGUGCAGUGUAUUUCUGUGUGUAUUUAUAUAUGUAUCUCAUUCUGUCUGCAGAAAAUGGCAAACACUACUGUAAGGAUCAGAUCCAAUUCUCUGAACACCUGACUAACUUGGUUAAAUUAGUUAACAAAAUGAAGACUGACAAGAAUCAAAUGAAUGGAAAAAUCUUAAGUCAUACCUUGGAGAUCAUCCAUCUCCUAACUGGAGAGGUGAGCAUAGAGCAAUACCCAAGGUUUUACAUUGUACAAUGGAGGAAUGUUACUGAGGUACUUGAUAUAAUCAUUAGGCCAGUUACUACUGUAUUAAAAAAACAAACAAAAAAAAACAUUUUUCCAUUGCUUGUAAUGCUUAAAUAUUGCUUCCUGCCUGUGGUAGUAAUACAAAUUACGACUGAACUACAAGGUGUUAUCAAUAGAUAUCACAGAACAGUGUAAUUUAGACUUAGGAAUUGUUGAAUAUUUAAGGGAACUAUUAUUGUAGUGAUUAUCGUGCUAAGAUGUUUUUCCUGCAGACAUACCUUUUUAAUUCACGUACAUAUUGUCAUCUUAAUUUGUGGUACCAAAGCUCCAUCCCCUACCUGCUGACCUUAUGAUUAAUUAUUUUUCAGCCUAAGUCACUCUUUCAUUUGCAGGAUCUGCCCAGCUCAGAACUCUGUAUACGACAACAGGUAGUGUGCAGUACUACAUACACUCACAGCUCAGCUCCUUCAAGAACACUGAUUUGAGUGGUGGGAGCAUGUUCGCGCCAUACAUAUUUGGACAACUGAAUGGGGAGCUUGGCAGAUAGUCAGUGGGUGGGGAAAAAGUAUGAGUCAGUUAAAAUGUACGUUUUGCAGGCACAGAUUUCCAACCAUAUAUUCACUACAAUAAGAUGUAGAGAUUAUAAUGCUUGGUGUGCCCCUUUAACAACUGUUGGUAUUGCUAAACUGUCAAUUGUAAACUGUUGACAUCCGUUUUUCACAUUUCUCAUUAUAAUAAAUAACCUUGUAUGAUUUGCAUCCUCAUCUGAAAGAAUAGAAUAUGUCCUGUUUUUGAAAACGUAAAUUGAUGAAUCCCUUGCUUAUUCAGUUUCCCUGGUUAAAUUGGGAUGCUUCUGUUUAUAAAGCAUUCUGUUCGUACAAUGUGAAGAAUUCACUUCCGAACUUGUUCAAUGUACUAGGUUUUCCUAUUAAAAUGACAGCCUUUCUUACAUGUACACCUUAGCAAAUUAUUAUAUUGUGCUUGAGCACGGAUACAAUGUAAUAUACUUGUUAUAUUUUGUACCCCAAGGCAAAUUGAAGAGCAGAAGGAGAAAAUACGCAGUAUUUGGUCAGCAAAAGAGGUGAUGUAUUUUGUAGUUUAAACCUAAAAGUUUCAGUCACGGCAUAGCCCUUUAUCAGGGUUAGAACAAAAUUACUGCAACACAUCUGUAAGCUUCUGUACAAUUUCUUAGGUGUAAAACAAAACCUGUGAAAGAGCAGGAUAACCAAAGAUUGUGGGCAUAUACAAGCAAAUAAUGAGCUUUGAGUAUUUGACUAGUGCAAGAUCUGUAUGAAGCUCAAAUCACUUUGUUAUAUUAAUCCAGGUGAUCGGAAAUGAAAGCAAACUAAUUUCAUCCUUCCUAAAUUUGAUUGAUUAUUAGCUUUUAAGUCAGAUGAAAGACAUGUUAAAUAAAUAAGCGCAACUCAUCCUACUAGCCCUCAGAUGUAGAGUGAAACACAAAAAGGGUCAGAGCACCAACACCUUCUAUAAAAUCUUAAACACCUGACAUAGCAUAAUAAUAGCCAUAAUAAAGAGCAAAUCAGUAGUCAAUUUGUGUCUGUAGAGAUAUAUAUUCUGCAUAACACAACCUCCUAAUGAAACCACAUUGAAUAGUCCCAUGGAAGAAACACUAAAUUACAUUGAAUGCACUUCUAUCCCAAGAAAGUGAAACACAAUCAUCUGGGAAAUUACAGCUCAUUUACAGUUGUUGCAGAUCACCUAAAUACUGACUCAUAGUCUACUUUAAUUCAAAAUACAUGUAUUGUAUAGCGCUCCACAAAGACAGUGAUGUGUACUACUCAGCCUCCUUCUGUUCUUCAAAUUGCUUUAUGGCUUAGAACCCACUAUUUUACACUGACUGUGCGCAGUCAUUGGUGGAUAGGAUCAAUGACCUGCGGGUCUCCCACUGGCUGCACAUACUGUAACAGUGACAUGCAAAUACAGGUCUCUAAGUAAACUUAAUAACAUUUUCAUUCAUUUAGGAAACAAAAAAAAAAUACUGUUUAAUACAGUCAUUGUUUAAUGUAUCUAAUCUCUUUUUUCGUGCCCUUGUAUAAGCAGGAUCAUAUAGUGGUGAAGAGGCCUAAUGACAAUGUCAAUGCAGACAGCAGUCCCUGUGUGCCAGAAGAAGCCAGCAGUGCACAGAAUGUCAGCAAAGAUCCAACACCAAAUGCACUGAUGCUUGAGAGAAACAAUGCAAAGAAUAUUCUGGAUCUAACCAAUAAAAUUAUCAAUGUACUCGCUGCAAGGGUGAGUGUUUUUCAGGGAAACUGAAACAUUUAUGUUAUAGCAUGAGGUUGGUAAAAUGAGACAUUUUAUUUUAACUACUUGUUGACUCUCAUUUGGUCUUUCUGCAAAUGUGUAUUUUCGGUUUCACUAAUGUCAGUAAAGUAAAAUUUGACAUGCAACCCUCUCUUUAUAUUUUAUUUGGCAAAUUUACCUUUCAGGAGUUUAAAAAGUGCGAUGGUGGUGAGGUCAAUUCCACCAUGGAAGGAUAUUUCAAAGCUUAUGAGAAUUUUGUGAAGGACAGUGAAGAGGACCAGCCCCUCCUCUCACACGGUGAGAAUACAGUUCAUGAAAUGUAUUUUCAAAUAAUAUUCACAUGGAAAUGUAAUGCUACAUUGCCAGUUCCAAAACUCCUACAGCAAGAGAUGUUAGAGUUUUUUUGCCCUUACCAAUCCCCCAAGUAUUUUAAAUUAUUAACUUCCUGUCAUCUCUAGUCCCUUUUCUAUCCACACUUGACUGACGUUAUUGAAAGAGGCUUCACCCACAUUUUAUUUGUUGCAUGCUACCCUUUUCAGAUGUGUUGGGCAUGACAUCAGCUAUAGAUUAGUUUAAAGGGAUCCUAUAGUGCCAGGAAAACAAACCCAUUUUCCUGGCACUAUAGGCUUCUGGUGUCCCUUAGCGCUGGGUCAGGCUUCUCUGUGCUCCUCCCCUGCCGACGUCCGGCGGAGGGGGAGACCUAACACGCAUAAUUCAAUGCUUUUCCACUGGGAAAAUCUGAUGCUGGAGGUCCGUGAGGACAUCCAGCGUCAGAUGGCAGACCAAAAGUCUGUUUGGUUUCCGGAAGCCCUCUAGUGGCUGUCUGUUAGACAGGGCAGACUUAGAGCUGCAAUCUAAACAAUCAAUCAAUUAACUGAAGUGGUCUGGGUGCCUACAACUCCCUUUAACUUGUAUUAAACAGAUGUCUCCUUCAAGAGAGACAAAACAUAGACGAAGGACCUUGAUGACUACAAUUUGGACAAUAUUAGCCAUUAAGGGACUUCAUUAUUUAAUUACUGUUUAACUGAAAACAUAAAAUGUUUCUUCCUUGUGUUUUUGCUGUUGAUGCAUGAGUAUAUGGUUAAGCAAAGUCCAUUAUUUCACAUCAUGUCAGUGCUUGCAGACCCUUUCAUAGUAACUUAAUUUCAUUGUAACUUCUGUAAUAUUCGUGUUGAUAAAAGCUAGUUUUAACUACUGAUUUUGUUUCUUUCAGGUUUUAUAUGUUUCUAAUUUAAUUGCCUUAUUUUACAGAGACUUCUGCAAGUAGAGAUAGGACUGCUGAGUACUCAAAGAGUGACAUAGAUGAGCUCAGUCCUGGUUCCACAGAAGAGCUCCAAAACCGAAGGAAAUCAAGUAGAAGGAAGAGCAAGCCAGUGAGGAUUAUGUCUGCAGAUGUACCUGCAUGUACAAGAACAUUUUCAGUCUGCUCCACUAGCUCUAAAAGGAAAACUCAUACAGAGGACAAAAGUGUAGUUACUCUUAGUACAGAUUACAACAAAGGAGAUGCAAAUGUAGCACAAAAUGAUAAAAAUAUACCUACAGAAUAUAAAUGUUCAGAUUGUUUUGAGACAUUUAAAUGUCAAUUUGAAUUUACGUCACAUGAGUGUGCACAAAAAACAGAGAAUCCGUGCUCGAAUUUUCAUAAAGGAAUGUUAAAAAAUGAACCUGAAGAGGAAACCUGUCCGUCCGAGAUGGUCAUACAUCGUACAAGAUGCUCUGGAGCAAAACCAUAUUUAUGUACCCAGUGUGGGAAAUAUUUCAGCAAAAGUUCACACCUUGCUACACAUCAAAGAGUUCACACUGGAGAAAAACCAUAUAUGUGUUUGGAUUGUGGAAAAUGUUUUACAAGUAGUUCCACACUUGUUGAUCAUGAGCGGAUUCAUAGGGGAGAGAAACCUUUUGUUUGUUCGGAUUGUGGAAAAAGUUUUACAAAGAACUCAAAUCUUGUUGACCAUCAGAGAACUCACACAGGAGAAAGGCCAUUUGCAUGUAGGGAGUGUGGAAAGUGUUUUGCCAGAAGCUCCAACCUUGCUGAACACCUGAAGAUUCAUACUGGUGAAAAAUCAUGUGUUUGCCCUGAAUGUGGUAAAGCCUUUUCCAGAACUUCAAGUCUUCUGGAGCACCAGAAGAUUCACACUGGAGGAGAAACUUUUAUAUGUUCUGAAUGUGGUCAGUGUUUUACCAAGAACUCUAGUCUUGUCAGACACCAGAGCAUUCACACAGGAGAGAAACCAUUUGUAUGCACAGAAUGUGGUAAAGGUUUCUCCAACAGUUCAAAUCUUGUUCGACAUCAAAUUACUCACACUGGAGAAAGACCAUUUAUGUGUCCAAUUUGUGGGAGAUGUUUCAACCAGAACUCAAACUUAAUUUCACACAAAAAAACUCAUAAAGAUUGUGUGUGA
Pelobates cultripes (western spadefoot toad) is the source of this 7064-nucleotide messenger RNA. NCBI's taxonomy places the organism in Eukaryota, Metazoa, Chordata, Amphibia, Anura, Pelobatidae. The record is from the annotation of a GenBank genome assembly.